AAAAAUUCACGUUGCCGCAUCUCCAAUCCAUCGAAUCCAAGAUUAACUCAAAAUCCCUACAAAUUACAGCUAAUCAUCUGCUUGCACACACCCCACCACCAAUUUUUAAAGCAAUUUAUGAUUGAUCGAUCCCGCAUCGAAACUCCCAACAAGUAAACAACAGCAAAACAAAACAAGAGUUUCGACCAGCUCUUCCUCUCUUUUCAUCAUUUCCUGCUCCCUUUUUUCAGCUGCCGUUCUUGAUCUGGGUUUUUUUUGCCGAUGGAGGGAGAAGGGAGCGCGGUGAGAAUGGAGAGCCCGCAGAUGAAGCUUCAGGCCCAUCGGGCCUUCUGCUUGGAGCCCGAUGAGGCGGUUUCUUCGCCGGUGACGAGGCAGAAGGCGGCGGCGGCGAAGCAGUUUAUUGAGAAUCACUACAAGAAUUACCUGCAGGGGUUGCAAGAUCGCAUGGAGAGGAGGAGGACGUUGCAGCGGAGGGCGCAGGAGGCUCAGGUGUCGAGCGAGGAGGAGGAGAUGAUGAUGAGGAAUUUGGAGAAGAGGGAGACUGAGUAUAUGAGGUUGCAGAGGCACAAAGUAGGGAUUGAUGAUUUCGAGCAAUUGACUAUUAUUGGUAAAGGAGCAUUUGGUGAGGUUAGACUAUGUCGAGCUAAAGGCACAGGAGAAAUAUAUGCCAUGAAGAAAUUGAAGAAGUCGGAUAUGCUUAGCCGUGGGCAGGUUGAGCAUGUUCGUUCCGAGAGGAAUCUGAUGGUUGAGGUUGAUAGUCGGUGCAUAGUGAAGCUCUUUUAUUCCUUCCAAGAUUCCGACUUUUUAUACCUCAUCAUGGAAUAUUUACCUGGUGGUGAUAUCAUGACUUUAUUGAUGAGGGAGGAUAUCCUCUCUGAAGACGUUGCCCGGUUUUACAUGGGGGAAAGUAUUCUAGCUAUCAGCUCGAUCCACCAGCAUGGCUAUGUACACAGGGAUAUCAAACCGGAUAACCUCAUAUUGGACAAAAAUGGACAUUUAAAACUUUCCGAUUUUGGCUUGUGUAAGACACUAGAGAAAUACUCGUCGAUAUUGUUGGAAGAUGAUGAUUUUUUGGCUCAAGAUUCUAAAACCGACUGUGAAGGGAAUGCUGAUGAAUUAACUGCUCCCUGGUUAAUGGCAAAGGAGCAGUUACUACAAUGGAAAAGGAACCGUCGCGCCCUGGCGUACUCUACUGUUGGAACUCUAGAUUAUAUGGCACCUGAGGUCUUAUUGAAGAAAGGAUAUGGGAUGGAAUGCGACUGGUGGUCUUUGGGGGCCAUAAUGUACGAAAUGCUUAUCGGUUAUCCUCCGUUUUGCUCUGAUGAUCCCAGAAUGACAUGUCGCAAGAUAAUAAAUUGGAAAACAUGCUUAAAGUUUCCCGAAGAACCAAAAAUCUCAGAUGCGGCGAGGGAUCUUAUUUGUCAUUUGUUAUGUGAUGUUGAGAAGAGAUUAGGGACCAGAGGGGGCGUGGAUGAAAUAAAGGGACAUCCAUGGUUUAGAGGUGUUAAAUGGGAUGGCCUCUACGAAAUGGAAGCUGCCUACAAACCCGUCGUGAAUGGAGAUUUGGAUACACAGAAUUUCGAAAAGUUUGAUGAAGGAGAAAAUCCACCAUCUAGCACACCAAGAGUAGGGCCAUGGAGGAAGAUGUUAACAUCGAAAGAUGCAAAUUUUAUCGGCUACACUUUCAAGAAAUCAGAUCUUCUUAAGUCAGCUGGAACCGCAGGUAUAGAUGUGAGCUCAAAUCCAUCUCCAAGGCCUCCUUCUCUGGUCUCAUUAUUUGGUCGCGUAGGGUUAGAGGACUCGGUGAUAGCUGAGGACGACCCAAAGCCCCAAGCUUGAUGUUGUUUGAAGCUUAAACCAAUGCUCGUAUUCGGAUUCAAUGCGCGUAAGCGGCUAGUUUUUUAUGUAUAUGAAGAGAACUCAAACUCACUCUGGAUAACAAUUUUGGGCAUAAUUUUUCAAUUCUUUCUUUGCUUCUGUCUAAUUCUGUUGUUUCUAUAUUGGUGGAGAAAUGUUAAUAUCUGCAGGAAAUUACAACAUUUAUGUAAAUUAUUUAAUUGUUUGUGCAA
Molecule: messenger RNA, 2069 nt
Organism: Salvia splendens (bonfire salvia)
Lineage: Eukaryota; Viridiplantae; Streptophyta; Magnoliopsida; Lamiales; Lamiaceae
Product: serine/threonine-protein kinase tricornered
Exons: 13
Coding region: 262-1839 (525 amino acids)
Biological process (GO): protein phosphorylation
Molecular function (GO): ATP binding; protein serine/threonine kinase activity
Source: RefSeq, a predicted model, not a curated record